AUGGUUGGCUGCAUUCCAGAGUUACUUGUUCAAAAAGAUAUUAAUGGUAGCUCAGUUAGCUUAUCUGGUGUGAUGAGGAAUUCCCCCAAUUCAAUGAAGGAUUCAUACGCCCUAGAUUAUGCCACCAUGAUGGCUAACUUAGCAUUCAAUUUUGAGAUUCAUCAUGGUGGGCAUACAAGUAGAUAUCAUUAUCUUAUUCCUGGAGGUAAUUUGAAGCAAGGGUUAAGGCUUAUAAAUGGAGAUGAUGAUGUUGUUUAUAUGUGUGAGAUCCAUGCUGCAUGGCCUAUAGAUAAGAUAACACUAUAUGUUGAGGGUGGUGAGGAGCCACUUGCAGUUGAACAACUAUUUGGUAAUGAGGAAGUAGCAAAUGAUGAUGAUGUGCAUGAGGUGGGUGAGAGUGAUGAUGAUGUGCAUGAGGGAGGUAAUGUGGAUGCUGAAGGAGAUGAUAUUGAUUGGUUAGAGGAAGGGUUUGAGGGGCCAGAUUUUAAUGAUGAUGUAUUUGGAAAUGUAGAUGAUGGGUCAUCUACACAUGCAGCCUCACAUAGGCCCUCUGAAGGAGAUGAUGGGCCAUCUACCCAUGAGGAUGUACAUGUGUAUGCAGCCCCACAUAGGAAUACUGCAGCUGACAAUGACCCACCUCUUAAAGAGGGUGAAUGGAUUGACCCACCUCUUGAAGAUGACAUGGAAAGUCUAGUAGGGUCUGAUGAUGAUCAGCCAGCACCAGCUGCAAAAGAACCUGAGUUUAAUGUCCAAACUGACAUGAGAAAGCCAGAGUUAAGGAAAGGAAUGAAGUUUCCAAACUCUAAAGUAUUUAGGAAGGCAUUGAGGGAAUAUGCGAUAAAGAAGCCAGUAAAUAUCAAGUUCAAGCUGAAUGAGAAGAAGAAUAUAUCAGUUUAUUGCAUCAAUGAAUGUGGAUGGAGGUGUUAUGCAUCUCAACUACCUGAAGAGUUGACAUUCCAAAAAAAAACAUUCAAUCUAGAGUGCACUUGCCCUAGAUCCUUCAAACACAGCCAAGUGACUUCAACUUAUGUUGCAAAGAAGUUUAUGCAUGAGCUUGACAAAAACCCCAAUUGGAAAGUGGCUGGUGUUCAACAUCAUGUGAAGCAAGCACUUGAAGUUGACAUAAGUUACAGUCAAGUGUAUAGGGCAAAAAGGAAAGCUACUGACUUGAUUACUGGGGAUGAACAACUGCAAUAUGGGAAACUUAGGGAUUAUGCAGAGAUGAUAAGAUUGAAUGAUAAAGGAAGUAGGGUUAUUUUGCAAACUGAAAUGGAAGAUUAA
This is a messenger RNA of Quercus robur (English oak), 1281 nucleotides long. RefSeq lists its product as uncharacterized. The record is from RefSeq and is a predicted model, not a curated record. The transcript has 4 exons. NCBI's taxonomy places the organism in Eukaryota, Viridiplantae, Streptophyta, Magnoliopsida, Fagales, Fagaceae. The coding region runs from base 1 to 1281 and encodes 426 amino acids.